GCGUCUGUGUGUGUGUUAGUGCGCGAGUGUUAGUGAGUCAGUGAGUGAGAGGAGCCGAGGCGGCAGUUAGUCAGUCAGUCAGUCCGUCAGUAGUUGGCAGUCGGGAAGCGGAGGAGGAGGCAGCGCCACACGGGGACCCCCAGAAAUGCUCACUGAGCCCGAGCUGCCCCCCGACAUUAACAGGAUGUCUUCCAAGCGACCAGCCUCUCCGUAUGGGGAAGCAGAUGGAGAGGUAGCCAUGGCGACGAGCAGGCAGAAAAUGGAAGACGAAGGCAGUGAUGGCCUCCCUGCUUUUCAUCUUCCCUUGCAUGUGGGUUUUCCCAGCAAGCCUCACUCUGAAGAAUUUCAGGCCGUUUCUUUGCUGACGCAAGAAAGUUGUGACCGUAGAAGCCCCUCAUAUCAACUCAACUCAAUGGAACUUGAUUGCAAUAAAAUGUCAGCAUUUGCCCUGCACAACGUAGCUACCUCACCCAUGAAGGCAGAAGAAGUGGGGCGCCAGAGCGGGGACUCUUUAUCCAACUCCAUGCUUGGAACCCCCGAGAGACGCAAGGGCAGUUUAGCGGAUGUUGUGGACACCCUAAAGCAAAGGAAGAUGGAAGAGCUCAUUAAGAGUGAACCAGAAGAAACUCCCACCAUAGAAAAGCUUUUGUCUAAAGACUGGAAGGACAAACUCCUCGCAAUGGGAUCAGGGAACCUGGCAGAUGUAAAAGGGACUCCGGAAAGUCUUGCUGAAAAGGAGAGGCAGCUCAUGACGAUGAUUAACCAGUUGACCAGUUUACGGGAACAGCUUUUGGCAGCGCACGACGAGCAGAAGAAACUGGCGGCUUCGCAAAUCGAAAAGCAACGGCAGCAAAUGGAACUGGCGAAGCAGCAGCAAGAACAGAUCGCGAGGCAACAACAGCAACUCCUGCAGCAACAACACAAAAUCAACCUCCUCCAGCAGCAGAUUCAGGUUCAAGGUCAACUUCCGCCCCUUAUGAUUCCGGUUUUCCCCCCAGACCAGAGGACGUUAGCGGCAGCGGCUGCGGCACAGCAAGGGUUCCUAAUCCCCCCUGGAUUCAGUUACAAGCCGGGAUGCAGUGACCCCUACCCUCUACAGCUCAUUCCAACUACUAUGGCAGCAGCCGCGGCAGCAACACCUGGACUGGCUCCUCUGCAGUUACAGCAAUUGUACGCAGCUCAGCUGGCCGCCAUGCAGGUGUCUCCGGGGGCCAAAUUACCUGGCGUACCCCAAAAUAAUCUCAGCAACUCCAUCUCCCCGAGCAGCGUCCACACAGACAAGAGCACAAGCAGCCCCCCACCCAAAAGCAAGGAUGAUGUGGCGCAGCCCUUGAACCUUUCUGCCAAACCCAAGGGUUCCGACAGUAGAUCUUCCUCAUCCCCAACCUCACCCCACAUACAACGAUUAAGCAGCGGCAGCACCCACAAGCCCAUCUCCUCCACAUCAGCAAGUACCCCCAUCAGACUCAAUUCAAUAGAUAUCUUGUCGUCUCUAACAUCCCCGGGGUAUUUGAACGACCACGACGCUGUCACCAAGGCCAUCCAUGAAGCGCGGCAAAUGAAAGAGCAACUUCGCCGCGAGCAACAGGCACUGGACGGGAAAGUCGUGAACAGUCUGGGGCUCAACAACUGCAGGACGGAAAAGGACAAAUCAUCGCUGGACGCUUUAACGCAGCAGUUGACGGGGAAACCCAAUGAAGACAAAUUCAGCCAUGCCAUGAUGGAUUUCAAUCUGAGCGGCGAUUCAGACGGAAGCGCAGGAAUUUCCGAGUCCAGAAUAUAUCGGGAAGCGCGAGGACGCGGCAGCAACGAGCCGCACAUAAAGCGCCCUAUGAACGCCUUCAUGGUCUGGGCAAAAGAUGAGAGGAGGAAAAUCCUACAGGCGUUUCCCGACAUGCACAACUCCAACAUCAGCAAAAUACUAGGUUCUCGCUGGAAGUCCAUGACGAAUCUGGAGAAGCAGCCGUACUACGAGGAGCAGGCGAGGCUCAGUAAGCAGCACCUGGAGAAGUACCCGGACUACAAAUAUAAGCCGAGGCCCAAGCGCACCUGCUUAGUGGACGGGAAGAAGCUCAGAAUCGGCGAAUACAAGGCAAUUAUGCGCAGCCGGAGGCAAGAGAUGAGACAGUAUUUCAAUGUGGGGCAGCAAACACAGAUCCCAAUUAGCACAGCGGGCGUGGUUUACCCCGGUGCCAUCGCAAUGGCGGGCAUGCCCUCUCCUCAUUUACCAUCGGAGCACUCCAGUGUAUCCAGUAGCCCUGAGCCAGGGAUGCCCGUCAUCCAGAGCACUUACGGCAUCAAACAAGAAGAGCUGCACAUCAAGGAGGAGAUACGGGGAGACAACAUCAACGGGGAAAUGUACGAUGAAUACGAUGAGGAAGAUGACCCAGAUAUAGACUACGGCAGUGACAGUGAAAACCCUAGUGCAACGCAAGCCAACUGAUAUGGACCAGAGCUGGGAACUUUGUAGACUUUCUAAGCCCAACCUGGUUUCUCCACAGUGGAGGCCAAGCACAUGAACUUUCUCAUACACUGACUGUUACUAGAACUCUUACUGGGACAUCAACUGACCAUUUCCACUGCAGUCCAAACCUACCGGCUGGGAAAAGAAGAGGAUUCAAGGAUUCCAAUCAACAAUUUCCACCAAAACAAAAAGAAAAUAAGCUAUGGGUAAAAAAAAAAAGAAGAAGAAGAAAAGCCAGUAAAUUCAGCUGCUACCCCCAAGCGCUGAAGUCUUUACCCUUCAAAUUUUUUUUUUCAUAAAAAUGAAAAAAGGAAAAAACUUUUUUAAAAAACAAAACAAAAAACUUUAUGGCUGUUUGUUCUAGAAAUUCUCACUCAGGUACACAGUGCCAACAGUGGCUUGUGAAUGUGUUUCGUUGUUUUGUGCUACAGUUUUAAGAGGAAUAAGAUUAUUAUUUUUAUUUUAGGGGGUUUUUUUCAUUGUUGUUGGUUAAUUUCACUUUGGCUGUCCCUACGGUUCUUCACUAGUGUGGGGGGGGCAGAUACUAUGGGAUUGAUUCAAUAGCAACAUUGUCUCCAAUGAUAACUCAGUCAUCGCUUCAUCGACGACAUUUCACAUCAUAUUUCUUAGCAAAAAAAAAAAAGUGCCAAAUUUUUACUCAAGUGUAGAUUUUGUUUCUGUGAUUUAGCCCCUCCCCCAUCAGUUUUCCUGGUCUGUCUUAAUUUAGGGCAGUGUUAUGUCUUAGACAAUCUUUAAAAAAAAAAACACCAGCGUAUGGUGAAUAAUGACUUUUUUCCUGAAUGGAUAUUGAAAGAACCAUUCUCAGCGGAAGAAGCCAGACAGAAAAUCAAGUUUUUGAAAAGAGAAAUAUAUUGUGAUUUGGAAUCUUGGUUCAUGCAUGUGAGAGAGUGAGAGCUUUUUACGGUACAAUUGAAGCAUAGGUGAAAUAGUGAUUUUUUUGAGGGAUAAAAUCCCACAUUUUCUUUGUGGUCAAUCUUUUAGAAGCCUUUAAUUACUCUUUGCACUUCAGUAUUCAUAUACGAAACAAUAAGGGGGCGGAGUCGAUAAAGCUUUUGCUUUAAGGCAAAAAAAUAUUUCGAAUUUAUAAGGGGGAUUUUUUUUAAGUAGCAAUAUUUGAUCAGUUUUUUUCCAAUGACCAGAUUUUUACCCAAGGUACUCUGUUCCCAUGAGGUGUUCGGAAAUCUUUUUUGAUUUCACAGAAUGUUUUUCAGUAUUUCAGUAUUUCUGUUUUUCUUUAACCAUAAAUGGAAACACAAUGAAGCGCCUUUCAUAGUCAGAAUCAGAUGGGCCUGUAGCUCUUCCCAGGCUAUGGAGGAUCUUUCUGUCUAAAGGGCACUACACUAAGGGAAUUAUUUAUUAAAGUCAGAAUGCCAAAAACUUGAAAAUUUACUAUAAAAUCUAAUUUUAAGUGAAAAAUUUUUUUAUGAUUUAUUAUACCCUGAGGCUACUAAAGGUCUGAAUCCGAAAAUACUCUGUCUCCAAGCUGUUGGGGUCCUGUAAAAGUCAACGGCAAAGGUCCCAUUUCAAAUUUGAAGAUAUCAUGGUCUGCGCUGAGAAAAGAUCAGGGUUUUCGAGAGAUUUCACGAAAAUUAUAUUUAGAUUUUAUAGAGUUUUUUCAAUGAUAAAUAAGGUCAAAUCAUG
This is a messenger RNA of Xenopus laevis (African clawed frog), 4126 nucleotides long. RefSeq names its product SRY-box 5 S homeolog (gene sox5.S). Gene Ontology annotation, biological process: positive regulation of chondrocyte differentiation; cell fate commitment; regulation of transcription by RNA polymerase II. The record is from RefSeq and is a predicted model, not a curated record. The transcript has 15 exons. Gene Ontology annotation, molecular function: RNA polymerase II cis-regulatory region sequence-specific DNA binding; DNA-binding transcription factor activity, RNA polymerase II-specific; DNA binding. The coding region runs from base 146 to 2443 and encodes 765 amino acids. Lineage: Eukaryota; Metazoa; Chordata; Amphibia; Anura; Pipidae. Gene Ontology annotation, cellular component: nucleus.